CCCUCCUCCCCCUUUGCCUGAUCAGUCACUGUCGCUACAUACUCUUCACUACUGGCUCCGUGCCUCGAGCCUCCCUCGAGUCACUUCCGAAUCUCCCUCUCGGUCUCCCUCUGGUGCUGAAUUCCCGGCGCCGCCGUCUCUUCAAUGGAAUAUGGGUGUCGAUCAACAUGCUCAAUUGGAUCGCUUCAGUCUCUUCCUCCCCUUCCCCUAUCGCGUGGCGGUGAUACUGCUGGCUGGUUUCUGGGGUUGGGGUGCUAAUCUGCAGUACCUCCUAAAGGCCAAUAUUGAUGUCCCUGCCCUCAUUAAAUACCCUGCCCGACAAUCCUCCAGUCAACGCCCGCAUUAUGCCUCGACAUACCAGCUGGCCACUCUCCUGACCAUCCCGCUCGUCGUCUCCCUCCUUAUCUUCUGGCCCGCCACCCAUGGCUCCGCAGAACGCGUCGAAGCGGUGGAAUUCAUUCCGCAAUCAUACUUCUUCAUAGGACUGUUUAUUCUCAUCCUGCCCUUCUACCGGAUCGCGCGCUCGGGCCGAUAUCGGUUCUUCAUGACCCUGAAGCGCAUCAGUCUUGGAGGUCUGGCGGAAGCACAAGAUGGCAAAUUCGGGGAUAUUCUGCUGGCAGAUGCUCUGACAAGCUAUUCGAGAGUCCUCGCGGACUUGGUUGUUACCUUCUGCAUGUUCUUUACCACGGACGUCUCCAGCACGUCCAAACCUACCCGCAAGUGUCGCACGAACGAUUACGUUGUUCCCUUGAUCAUCGCUUUUCCCAGUAUCAUUCGACUUCGUCAAUGUCUCAUCGAAUACUUGCGUGUGCGUCGGGCUACCCAGCGUAGUCAAGUCGCAGGCAGCCAGGGUGGCCAACACUUGGCUAACGCCCUGAAGUACGCCACCGCGUUCCCGGUCAUCAUCCUGGCAGCCAAAUUAAAGAACUACAACCCUCUAGACUUUUACGGCUACAGUGAGAUGAGCCUUUCACGGCUCUUGUUUUUCUUUACAUUCAUCAACUCCGCAUACUCCUUCUACUGGGAUAUCACCAAGGAUUGGGAUUUGACCCUCUUCUCUUCGGCACGCCACAGCCACGAACACCCAUACGGACUGCGCCGCCAUCGCUACUUCGCCAACCGACAAUACUACCUCGCGAUCAUCAUUGAUCUGGCCAUCCGUUUCUCCUGGCUCUCUAGAUACGUGCCCGGAUUUGUCUGGAUGAGUGAGACCGAGUUUGGAAUUUUCGUACUCAUGUUCUCUGAGAUUGCCCGUCGUUGGAUGUGGGUUUUCCUCCGCGUCGAGGCCGAGUGGAUCCGAAACAGCCGCGGUCCUGCCCCCGACGAUAUUCUCCUUGGCGAGUUCGGCGGCAAAUUGGACGCAGACUGAACUUAUACAACCUUGCCGCAUCUUUCUAGACAAGGCUUCUCUCCCAUUCUCUAUAAACUGACAUGACUUUUCUGUAUCCAACAUUGUAGCCAGCAUUCAUCGUUAUUGUGAUUACGUAUGUAAGAACAUAUUUCUUCCUUCUGCCUUUUAUCUCUUGCCUUCCACCCUUUUCUUGGCUUGGCUUGGUGCGUCUAGAGCCCAUCCGGCCCGUUCACUUUUUUCAAACUUGAUUUGAUUUGGAUUGGCUUGGUUCCGUUCCUCUUACUAUACACUUGUCGGUUCUAUACACCCACACACCUAUAUUUACUUUCCCCUUCUCUUCUUCUUUUUUUUUUUUUUUUCAUUCUUCUACUGGGAGGCGGAGAGGCGUCUGUAUCAUAUUAUAUUGGGCAGGAAGCUAAGGGAAAGGGAGUGUUGC
This is a messenger RNA of Aspergillus neoniger CBS 115656, 1787 nucleotides long. Its product is annotated as EXS domain-containing protein. NCBI's taxonomy places the organism in Eukaryota, Fungi, Ascomycota, Eurotiomycetes, Eurotiales, Aspergillaceae. The coding region runs from base 152 to 1369 and encodes 405 amino acids. Gene Ontology annotation, cellular component: cytoplasm; membrane. The transcript is spliced from 5 exons. The record is from RefSeq and is a predicted model, not a curated record.